AACUCCGCCACCAACACGCCCACUGACUCACAUACCCGGAAACCUCCCUCCACCUGCCCUUCUCUCGGUGCACCAGGUAUGCGAGGAAUCCCUUCCGACACCUGCUGCAUACUCUGGGACACAGGGUGCUGGUGACAAACCGCAGAAAGGUGACCACACUGCCCCGGAGAACUGGGACACGCCAAGUAAGCGGUAGUCGCGGCAGAGGGACGAAACUGGUACAGGGGGUCGAUGUGCAGGAACAGCCAUGAAAUCGGAAGAAGAAGAUUAUAACUUGGUGUUUAAAGUGGUUGAGAUUGGAGAAUCUGGGGUGGGUAAGACCAACCUGCUCUCCCGAUUUACCAGGAACGAGUUCAACCAUGACAGUCGUACCACGAUAGGCGUGGAGUUCUCCACCCGCACUCUGAUGCUGGACGGUCAUAUGGUGAAGGCGCAGAUUUGGGACACGGCCGGACUGGAGCGCUAUCGAGCCAUCACGUCGGCUUACUACAGGGGGGCGGUUGGUGCUCUCUUGGUGUAUGACAUCACCAAGCAUCAGUCAUACGACAGCGUGGACCGGUGGCUGAAGGAGCUGUAUGACCACGCCGACGCCAGUAUCGUGGUCAUGCUGAUUGGAAACAAGUCUGACCUGACGGAGGAAGCUCGAGAGGUGCCGACCGAGGAAGCCAAGAUGUAUGCAGACAAUAAUGGAUUGUUAUUCAUGGAAACGUCUGCACUAGACUCGACCAACGUGGAGCUGGCGUUUGAAACGAUUCUCAGAGAAAUCCACAAGAGAAUUUUAAAGAACAAAGGAGUGACACCAAAGGACAACACUGUGGUCAUCUCUGGAGAAGCUCCCGCAAGUCAAUCGCAAGCCCAGACUACAGCAACCAAGAGAUCCUGCUGUCAGAACAUCUAAAUGUGAGGAGGCCACCAAGGAACCAUCUACUCCAAAAGGGGCCCGAGAGAGGACUGAGAACAACCAGAUCACACAAAACGCUCAUUGUGGUCUUUCGGAGAGAUGGAGGAAUAGGAAGGAACCACUGCUUGGGUACUGAAGCCAAAUCACUAUAAUGAUACGCCAGGUGCUCAUUCACUAAUUUGAAAUUCUUUAUUAUGUUAACGGACGCUUGGAAAUUAGUCAUUUACCAACUAGGAUUGGCAACUCCAACGUAAACUCUACUACGAGUAAACCACGACUCAGUCUGAAAGCAUCCCUGCCAUAUUCUACUCCUUCCACAGAACCUGGUUCUUUCCAAGGUGCUUCUGCGAUUGCCCCCAUCAUGAUGCUCUUAUUCCCAGUGACCCACAGUUUGGUGGCAGUGGCUUUGGGUUUAUCCAUAAGGAAAUUAGGUGCAGACAUAGGGGCAGCGUAUGACGGAUACGCACGUGUAACUUUUGAAAAUGUCAUUUGAAAUUACGUUUAUUUAUCAAUAGGCCUUUUUUAUUUUCCGUUUGCAAAUUUGGACGAUGACCUUCUUUAAAUAUGAUUGUUUUGUUUGAUCGGUUGUCCAGAAAAGACUAAACCUAAGCUGUAUACAACAAUGGCUUGCAUCGCUGUUUUUACUGCACCGGCACAGGUCAGAGAGUCAUUGAGGCUGUCUACAGACAAGGGUACUCCCAUCACCGAAAGACAAGGGUACUCCCAUCACCGAAAGACAAGGGUACUCCCAUCACCGACACCUUAUUCAAGAGUUUUCUGCAAAUCUUAUUUUCUAUUUACAGCAUGCAUGUGUCGCAAUCAUAUCACCAACAUAUCCAGACACUUCUGCCUCCCAGUCAUGGAUAAGCCUAGGUGUAUAGAGUUAGACCUUUAAAAUCAUUCUGGAAGUGAGGUGUUGUUAAAUUAAUACCAGGGAUACCACAUUCAGUAAUAUUUAGGAAGGAUGCCAUUUAUCAGGGGGUAAUAUACUCCAUAAAGGUUAUGUGCCAUAUUUGAUAAUUUAUAAGAAACAGAGAAGGUGUCUUCUAUUCCCUAGCAAUAAGUAAUUAAAAGGCCUUACAGAUCAGUCUAAUGGAUAUUGUACUUAGAGGAUCAUUUACACCAGGCAUGUCCAAACUGCGGCCCUCCAGUUGUUGAGAAACUACACAUCCCAGCAUGCCCUGACACAGCUUUAGCAUUCUCUGACAGCAAAACUGUGUCAGGGCAUGCUGGGAUUUUUAGCUUCACAAGAGCUGGAGGGCCGCAGUUUGGACAUGCCUGAUUUAGACCCUACAGUUUGCCGAUUUUGGCAAACUGCGCAUGUGCAGCGGCCGUAAGGCCACACAAACUGCGGUCGCCUACCCGAUGGAUGCGACCGCAAUGUGAUUCACAGGUGUGGGCGUUUGCGGGCGGUGGGGGGCAGGGUCGAACGGGGGUGGUCCGGGACGGCUGCGUGACAUCACAGGCAGCCACUCCGAACAAAAAAAAAUCGCUGCCGACAGCUUGACGGUUAUGCUGCCAUGCUGCCAUGGGUCAAUUUUAGUUCUGAUUCGUCCGCAAAUAGAUUGUGAACGCAUCAGGAGGCGGCCCCCAGCAAAUACAGAGAUAAAUACAGUUCUGGGUGCGUACGCAGCCAUCUGCGUUCAUCUCUGAUAACCCCCUGAAUGCAGAGAUCACAGCAGGACAACAGAAUUUAAUUCCUGAUGACAUAAAUAACCGGCUGAAAUGCAAAGAAAAAAAUUAGAGAUAAAAUGCAUUUAGUAAAGGGUGCAGGAGAAUUAUGUACAAAUCAAUGAAUUAAUGUCAUCUAAAAGGAAAAGACCCUAUUAAUUAUAGGAUAAUUACUUUACUAAAUGCAUUUUUUGUAUGGUGUACGUAUUGUUGUUUCAUUCACGGCUCUGACCCUGACCUAUUCCAAACUGUUCUGUAUGGGGAUAAGUUGUGUCUCUCCGGUGACCUCUUGUGUUCAUUCUGUGCAACUACUCCUAUUGAGAGCUUCCGUGAAGACAGACAUUGCAUUGGGUUUUUCUUGAUGUUUGUCAAACUUAAAUAUGGCGACUCACUGUAACGCUUUUAUGACCAUUUUUCAUUCUAUUUGCACAUUUCAGGCUCUCAGUAUAUAAAACAAUUUGCACUGAUUUUAUUAUGUUUCCUGAAAUAUAAUUCAUUAUAGCCGACUUGUUUCAAUAAA
Molecule: messenger RNA, 3092 nt
Organism: Pseudophryne corroboree (corroboree frog)
Lineage: Eukaryota; Metazoa; Chordata; Amphibia; Anura; Myobatrachidae
Gene: RAB25
Product: RAB25, member RAS oncogene family
Exons: 5
Coding region: 248-898 (216 amino acids)
Biological process (GO): exocytosis
Cellular component (GO): recycling endosome; Golgi apparatus
Molecular function (GO): GTPase activity; GTP binding
Source: RefSeq, a predicted model, not a curated record